UGAGCACUAUAUAUACCCACCCCUCUCUUUUCCUCUAGCAGCAGCUGCAGGAAAAUUAAUGCCCCUUUCAUUUUCUCUGCAUCUGUAGUAUCUAUCACCAAUCAAUUCCACUCUUCUUCCCAUCAAACAACAAAAAAUCAAUCUGGGAAACAAAAACAAAAUGCCGUCAUUAGAGGAGGAACUCUUCCCAUCAACCCCAGGAAAGUUCAAGAUCGAGCGGUCCCACCACAUGAACCGCCAACUCUAUCGCUGUUUCGCCUCCACCAGCACCAUGUUCCUGUGGGCCCUCUUCUUAAUCGCCCUCACCGCUUCCUAUCUCAGCUUCCAAGGCUUCGUCGAUUCCGGCAGCCGCUACCUCACCGCCUCCUGGGGCGGGAUCCAGUGGGAGAAGCAGGUCCGCACCUCCGCCCAGAUCCACCGUCAAGGCGGCAUGUCCGUCCUCGUCACCGGCGCAGCCGGCUUCGUCGGCUCCCACGUCUCCCUCGCCUUAAAACGACGCGGAGACGGCGUCGUCGGACUCGACAACUUCAACGACUACUACGAUCCGUCCCUCAAAAAAGCCCGCAAGUCCCUCCUCGCCACGCACGACGUCUUCAUCGUCGAAGGCGAUGUCAACGACGCGAAACUCUUGGCGAAGCUCUUCGAUGUGGUUGCUUUCACUCACGUGAUGCACCUCGCGGCGCAGGCUGGGGUUCGCUACGCCAUGGAGAAUCCCCACUCGUACGUCCACAGCAACAUCGCGGGCCUCGUCACGCUUCUCGAGGCCUGCAAAACCGCGAACCCUCAGCCCGCUAUCGUCUGGGCCUCGUCCAGCUCCGUCUACGGGCUCAACGAGAAGGUUCCCUUUUCCGAAUCGGACCAGACCGACCAGCCCGCUAGUCUCUACGCCGCAACGAAAAAGGCCGGUGAGGAAAUCACUCACACCUACAAUCACAUCUACGGUUUAUCCAUCACCGGUUUGAGAUUCUUCACCGUGUACGGACCCUGGGGGAGACCCGACAUGGCUUAUUUCUCUUUCACCAGGAACAUCUUACAAGGGAAACCUAUUACCGUUUACCGCGGUAAAAACCAUGUCGACCUGGCUAGGGAUUUCACCUACAUUGAUGAUAUUGUGAAGGGUUGCGUCGGGUCGUUGGAUACUUCGGCUAAGAGUACCGGGUCGGGUGGGAAGAAGCGUGGACCCGCUCCGUAUAGAAUAUUUAACCUGGGGAAUACUUCGCCGGUUACUGUUCCUACUCUUGUGAGUAUAUUGGAGCGGCAUUUGAAGGUGAAGGCGAAGAGGAAUAUUGUGGACAUGCCUGGAAACGGUGACGUUCCGUUUACUCACGCGAAUAUUAGUUCGGCCCGGAGAGAGCUCGGGUACAAGCCCACGACCGAUUUGCAAACCGGGUUGAAGAAGUUCGUCAAGUGGUAUCUUUCCUAUUACGGCUACAAUCACGGCAAACCUGUAAAUUAAUAAAUUUUGUUUUGUUUCCUUUUUAUUCGGGAAGGGUUUUUUUUUUCUUUUUCUUUUUUAGUGUGGUAGGUUUUAAGUCACAGAUAGAAAAAAAGAAGAAGAAAGAACCUGGUCAAGAAGAAGAAGGGAAACUGGAUUAAAAGGAAGAAAGAAAAGAGGGGGAAAAAAAGAGAAAAGAAGAGAAGGAGAAGAUUUACAUUCUUUACUUGGGAGGCCAGCUAAAACAGCUGUUGUUCCUUCGUUGAUUUCUUUUCUUUUUUGGUAUUAAUUGGUGUUUUUUGUAUUUUAUUUUUUACAUUUUCUUAUUCUGUAAAGAAAGAAAGUUCGAGUUCAACCUCGAUUUAUUUAGUUGUUGUUUAUAUUUAAAUUUAAA
Glycine soja is the source of this 1829-nucleotide messenger RNA. Its product is annotated as UDP-glucuronate 4-epimerase 1. Bases 161 to 1456 code for a protein of 431 amino acids. The record is from RefSeq and is a predicted model, not a curated record. NCBI's taxonomy places the organism in Eukaryota, Viridiplantae, Streptophyta, Magnoliopsida, Fabales, Fabaceae. The transcript has a single exon.